Messenger RNA from Mytilinidion resinicola, 1683 nucleotides. Its product is annotated as MFS transporter. Gene Ontology annotation, cellular component: membrane. The record is from RefSeq and is a predicted model, not a curated record. Gene Ontology annotation, biological process: transmembrane transport; carbohydrate transport. Gene Ontology annotation, molecular function: carbohydrate:proton symporter activity. The transcript is spliced from 4 exons. NCBI's taxonomy places the organism in Eukaryota, Fungi, Ascomycota, Dothideomycetes, Mytilinidiales, Mytilinidiaceae. The coding region runs from base 1 to 1593 and encodes 530 amino acids.
AUGUCUGAAAUCGUCCGCACCCAGACGACCCAGACGACCUCGUCUCAGAUAUUCCUUCGCCAGCAGCAUGUCAAUGCAUACAGCGUCGGCGUCAUUCUUUUCAUAGCUCUCAGCUCUGUUGCGUAUGGGUACGCCGGCUCUGUCAUUGCCACGACCCUAACCCAGCCCUCGUUCAACAAGAAAAUGGGUUUAGACACGGCUCCAAAUGCCGCAGCCCUGAUUGGGGCCAUGAACGCUCUGUACUACACAGGAGGCAUCUUCGGGUCCUUUCUGGCCGGUUGGACCAGCAACAAAUAUGGUCGCAAGUUCUCUGUCGGACUGGGUAACGCUUUGGUCCUCUUGUCUGGUGCUUUGAUGACAGCGUCUAUCAAUCCUGCCAUGUUUAUUGUGUUCCGCUUCUGCAGCGGAUUAGGAUCGUUCGUAAUCUUGGCAAGUGCGCCUCUAUGGAUCGCUGAACUUGCACCGCCCAAGCUGCGAGGUAUUGCGGUCGACGUCCACGCCGUUGGCAUGAUGGUAGGUUAUACGACCGCCUGUUAUGUCGGGCUGGGCUUCUACUUCGUUUCCGGGGGCAAUCAGUGGCGUGGCCCUCUCGGUAUCCAGAUGGCCAUGCCUGCAAUCAUCCUUUGUGGGUUAUAUUGGAUGCCCGAAUCACCGCGAUAUCUCCUUGCCAAAGACCGAACUGAGGAAGCAUGGGCGGUUGUCUCUCGAAUGCAUUCCUCGAAAAGCCACACCAACGACGAGUUUGCCAAGAGGGAAUUCUACCAAAUGCGGAAACAAAUCGAGCUCGACACGACGCUCGCAACGUCCUACUGGGGCAUCUUCAAGAAGCCAUCCCUGCGCAAGCGAGCAUUCAUGACCAUCUUCUUGGAGUUCGUGUUGAUGAGCUCAGGCGUCCUUGUCAUCCUCAACUACGGCUCCAUCAUCUGGCGCAGCCUCGGCUUCAACACGGUCCAGAUCCUCAACUUCCAAGGCGGCUUCCAGCUGACCGGCUUCGUCUUCAACAUCGUCGCCAUGGCCUUCGUCGACCGCGUGAAGCGCCCCGUGCUCAUCACCACCGGCAUGAUCGGCUGCGCCGUCAUCAUGGCUGGCGAAGCCGCGCUGCAGAAAUUCUACCUCGGCACCACCGACCGCAACGGCCUGAUCGCGUGCGCCUUCAUGAUCAUCCUCUUCCAGACGUGGUUCUCGCUGUUCCUGGACGGGCCCACCUACUUCUACGUCGCCGAGAUCUGGCCCAGCCACGUCCGCUCGCAGGGCUUCGCCAUCGCCAUGGCGACGUUGAGCUUGACGAAUCUGAUGUGGCUGCAGAGCGCGCCGCAUGCGUUUGAGUCGGCUGGGUGGAAGUUCUAUCUUUGCUUCAUUAUCAUUCCCGCGCUUGGCGGGACUGUGAUUUUCUUUUUGUUUCCGGACACUUUGCGCGUGCCGCUGGAGGAGAUUGCGGCCAUGUUCGGCGAUGAGGACGAGGUCGUCGUCUACCAGCAGCAGCUGGACAUGGCGAAGAUUCCGCUGGAUAUCCUGGAGCAGGAUCUCACGGGGCGAGCGGGGAGUAUGUCGAGCAAGAAUGCUGCCGCGCAGGAAAUCGAGGACGUGGCGUGAGGUUUUGGGAGCAUUUCUGAGGGAAAGGUGCUGUGUGUAGUAUUACGAAGGGAAGUAGUGUCUGCUCGUCCUAGAUAGAAACAAGGCGCC